AGACGCAACUCACUGCUGCUGUGACCCAAAAACCAGCGUGUGUUGCUUCUUGCCCUUUGAAUAAAUGCCAGCGAGAUGUCAACCUUUUCAACUCGAGUACUAACUUUCUUCUAGAUUUCGCGUCAUACGGCGAGUGGUACGAUAGCUGUGGCCGAAAUAUUUUGACCUACACCAAAACUAGGUCUUCCUGGAAGAACGCCAGGGAUCAGUGCUGCGCAAUUGGAAUGAAUUUAACGCCCAUAGAGUCGAUUGGAAAAUUGAAUUGCAUUUCCAAACUGAUUACAAGUAAAAUUAUUUAGAAUUUUAAACUUGUUUAAUUUAAUUCGAUCGAAGAAUUCGCGUCUUUGACCGUUGGCGAUUACUGGCUUUCCGGAACGGACCUGGGGUGCCCCUCAAAUUUCAGGUGGUGCUCCCUCGACCGCGAUUUCGUCAACCCUGAGCUCAGGUGGAAGGAGGGACACCCAGUAAAAGGCCUAAACUGCGUUUAUCUUGAGGCGAGAAACGAAUCCUCGCGUCUGGCCACCGCCGACUGCGCAGAGGAAAAGAAUUUUUUGUGCGAUGUUCGGAGAAGUGCAGCCUCCUCUCAACUUCAGAUUCAAUCUGAAUGCAGAGAAAUUUGGAAUAUUAGCACCUACGAAAUUGACUUUCUUUUGAACGUCAGUGUUUUUAGUUCAGCAAACAUCUCGUUAAAUUUGAAGUGCUUCUUGAAAUGCGUUGGCGUGGAGGUUGGAAUGUUUAAAUCCGGGGGUGUGAGCGGCAUUGACAUGCUGCGUCAAGUAGAAAUCGCCGCCGAAGACGAUCCUGUCAAGAUGGAACAGGGAUUCGCGGCUUACGACGGAUGCAGCAGCAAAAAAUCUGACGACGAGUGCGUGUCUGCCUACGACACAUACAAAUGCGGUCUGGAAAAGGAGCCUGAUUUGGUCGCGAAAAUCGUCCAAAAUAAUGCGCAAAGUGACAUUAAGGCAUCACCAGUGGCUUCCCCUCCCCUUCCCUGUGUUCCAAAGCGUCGAAGCUGCUGGAUGUCCGAUCGGUAUCCCUGUACUUCGGAUCCAGCGGUCAUCAAUAGCCUCAACAUCCAAAAUGGAGCAGGCAAUUAG
Cloeon dipterum is the source of this 1097-nucleotide messenger RNA. RefSeq lists its product as uncharacterized. Gene Ontology annotation, molecular function: odorant binding. The record is from RefSeq and is a predicted model, not a curated record. Bases 732 to 1097 code for a protein of 121 amino acids. The transcript has 10 exons. NCBI's taxonomy places the organism in Eukaryota, Metazoa, Arthropoda, Insecta, Ephemeroptera, Baetidae.